Messenger RNA from Linum tenue, 1727 nucleotides. NCBI's taxonomy places the organism in Eukaryota, Viridiplantae, Streptophyta, Magnoliopsida, Malpighiales, Linaceae. The record is from the annotation of a GenBank genome assembly.
CUAAGACACUCAACUACAAAGUACAAAGAGUGUGGCGACUAGCGACAUAUUUAGACUAUCAGUUAUCUCAGUUGUUCCGUUCCGUUGCCACUCCAUUCUCCUUACCACCCAAAUUUCCCUCGCCUUCUUCGCUCCUCACAGUUACCGUUUCCCGCUGACUCUCACUCUCUCCGACUCUCCCCACUCUUCGCAGCUCUCUCUAUCCUACGCUCCACUUCCUCAUCGCAUACAAAAACUCCCUUCAAUCCCUUCUCCCCUUUCCUCAUCACCAACCUGUAAAUUACUAGACCGGAAAGAAAGAAGAAAACAGAGGAAACCCCCUCCCCCCCCCAAUAUUUGCCCGGGAACUCGCCCUCGCCCCCUCAGAUGGAUAGGUACCAGAGGGUGGAGAAGCCCAAGGCUGAGACCCCAAUAAACGAGAACGAGAUUCGAAUCACUACUCAAGGCCGCAUGCGGAAUUACAUCAGCUACGCCACCGCUCUUCUCCAGGAGAAAGGGUCGAGUGAGAUUGUGCUUAAAGCAAUGGGCAGAGCUAUCAACAAGACUGUGAUGAUCGCUGAGUUAAUCAAGAGGAGGAUUGUUGGUCUACAUCAGAACACUUGUAUUGGAUCAACUGAUAUAACUGAUACGUGGGAGCCACUAGAAGAAGGCCUUCUUCCUCUGGAAACUACCCGGCAUGUUUCGAUGAUCACAAUCACUUUGUCGAAGAAGGAGCUCGAUACAUCCUCCCCAGGGUAUCAACCUCCUAUCCCAAUUGAACAAGUGAAACCAAUUAAUGAAAUCGCAGAUGAUGGAGAAGGAUCACCAAUGAUGCGAGGUAGGGGGCGUGGUAGAGGGGGAGGAAGAGGCCGAGGUCGAGUCAAUUACAACAGUGUAGGUGACUAUAAUGGCGGUGAUAGUUGGGAUGAUGAGCACGAUUAUGGAGGAAGAGGGCGAGGCCGCCCAAGAGGUGGUCGUUUCUUCCGAGGGCGAGGGCGUGGUAGAGGAAGAGGGAGAGGCUACGGUGGUGGUCAGCAAGGAGGAGGGUACUAUGACAACUAUGGUGAACCUGAAACCUAUGUACCCCAAGUUCGUGAGUUCCCCCUAGAAGUUGGCCACUCUUUUCUCCCCCUAGGCGUGGACGUGGAAGGGGGAGGGGACGUGGACGUGGUGGUGGUCGUAGUAGCUACGCAAGACUCGAUGGUCCAGUCCAAGCACCAGCAGCCUGAGGUAGACACGGUAACCAGUUCGCCAAUGUAGUAGUUUGGUGGGUGCCCUGCUCUCUACUAUACAGCAUCUUCCAUGGGGAUGAUGUUCUUAUGGCAAGCACAUGUCUCCCCUUUUAUAAUGGUCUAUCUCUUUUGGGUACCCUGAGUAGCAUCGAAGUACUGGGUUUUUUUUUUGGGGCUACAGUGGUGCUUGCAGAUUUUGCCUCUGGUUUUUUCUUUCUUUUAGAACAAGGCAGUAGACAGGAAACUUGUACAUCUUUAUCUUCCCAUUUUUCAUCUUCCUUACCAUUUUUGUGGAAAUUUUCAUUAGGAAUAAUAGAUAGAGCAGUUGGUAUAUCAUUAAUUCUUUCAAGAACAGGGGAAACUUGUUGUUCAAGCAACUAUGGCGAGUGCAUGCUGAUUUUGCCCCUCUCUCUUGCGUACUGAACAUACGAUUUUGUUCUUGAGAAAAUGAGGCGCCCAAUCAUCACAUUAUGAUUACAGACUACACAGUUCAGGGUCAAGUGAGCCAAGUCGAUC